Molecule: messenger RNA, 2257 nt
Organism: Cataglyphis hispanica
Lineage: Eukaryota; Metazoa; Arthropoda; Insecta; Hymenoptera; Formicidae
Product: pH-sensitive chloride channel 2-like
Exons: 9
Coding region: 110-1633 (507 amino acids)
Biological process (GO): regulation of membrane potential; nervous system process; signal transduction
Cellular component (GO): neuron projection; synapse; membrane
Molecular function (GO): extracellular ligand-gated monoatomic ion channel activity; chloride channel activity; transmembrane signaling receptor activity
Source: RefSeq, a predicted model, not a curated record
UGGGCGUCUGGUUUCAACAAAUUUGCUCACCCGAGUACACUUGCGAGUUACAAGGAAGAAUCAGUCAGAAUUCAUUAGUUGUGCAGUUAAGUGACAAAAAAAUUUAAAAAUGACUCUCGGAGGAAGGGUCUUCGUUCUGGCGUUCUUCGUUCAUCUAUCGCGGUUAUCAUCAUUCGCGAACGCGACUACAGUAUCGGGAAAUUGCCCGUCAUUCAGUAGUUCCAUGACUCAAACGGAACUUUUGCAAGAAUUGGCGAACGAAUGUCGUUACGAUAAAAUGGUCAGGCCACCGGGAGUAAUUAACGCUACAGACCCAAUCAGGAUUUACACAAAAGCCUUUGUCUACACAAUAAAAUCCAACAUGGCCAAAACCCUGCAAUUUGAUGUGCAUCUGAUGCUGCAAUUCCGAUAUCUUGAUAAGCGAUUGAAAUUUUCGGACAUAGCUCCUUACAUGACUCAAAUUUACGGCGGUCAAAACGCUCACGCUUUGAUCUGGACGCCUACCGUAUACGUCGCGAAUGAACGUACCUCGGCAGUGAUGGGAAGCGGUGUCAAGGACCUGCUCAUCUCCAUCAACCCUUAUGGCAUGGUUAUUUUGAAUACGAGACUAGAAGCGACACUCAAUUGUGGCCUCCAUCUGGAAAAAUUCCCGUUUGACGUGCAAGAAUGUCCGCUGGUCUUCGAAAGCUGGACUCAUAAUGUGAACGAAAUGGUAUUGGACUGGGACAAGGAUCCGAUUGUCAUCGCGAACAAUUUGUAUCUGACAGAGUAUAAGCUCGUCGACACGUGGGUCAAUCGCUCAGGGGUAUCCUAUAGCUCGUGGCAAUAUCAUUACGGCCAUUUUGCUGGAAAUUUCAGCGCAAUAAGUAUCACAUUUAAAUUAGCACGUGAAAUGGGAUUCUUCAUGAUGGAUUAUUAUGUGCCGUCUAUACUAAUCGUGGUGAUUUCUUGGGUAUCAUUCUGGUUGCAUCAAGACGCGAGUGCCCCGCGAAUAGUUCUGGGAACGAACACUAUCUUGACAUUUAUGACGCUCGCCUCGAAAGUGGGAAAUUCGUUGCCGAAGGUCUCUUACAUAAAGGCAAGUGAGAUUUGGUUUUUGGGCUGCACGAUAUUUCUGUUUGCGGCGAUGGUCGAGUUUGCCUUCGUUAAUACCAUAUACCGAAGAAAAAAAAAUGUACCGUUGAAAAAGGUCAACAGCAAAUAUAUUCUUAAGUCUACUUUGACACCACGAUUGGCACGAAAGCAAUUUCAGAAGAAUACAACCGGAUUGGAACGAUCGCGAUCGUGGUCGUCAUUAGAAAACGCAACAGAAAAUACGAACAGCGAUCAAGACUUUACGAGUCAAAAUUAUCUCACCGUACACAGUUUUCCGAGCACACUCAACAUCCCGUCGGUGAGAAUAGAGGAAGAUAAAGAUCCAGAUCCUUGUUCUGUCGGCAGUAUCACGACCAUCGACAGCGGUACCCCACCGCCUAAGCCAUUUCCACGCAGGCCGACUCUUGCCAAGCUGCAUAAUUUCACAACUAUGACACCGCAAGAGAUCGCUCAGUGGAUCGACAAACGUAGCAGAAUAGUAUUUCCUAUAUCAUUCAUCAUAUUCAACAUUCUCUAUUGGUCUUUUAUAUGGAUCUGAGAUCUUGCAAUGAUUUAUUCACUUCGGUUUUAUAAUAAAAUUUACAAUAAAACUUGGAAUGACGAAAACAGAAACAAGACGGUAGAAGUCGACGGAAUAUUUUAAUUAAAAAGGUAACUGCAAUUUUUAAAAAAUUAUUUAUAUACUAUAGUUUUUUUUGCUAAAAAUAAAAUUGUUUGGAAUUAUAUUUAAAUUUACGGAAGUGAAACUUUGGGUUUUUUAAAUUUUUUACACUUGAUAUACAUACACAUAGACAUAGUAUACUUGUAUAUUUAUAAUAGAUUUUUGAUAAGUGCGAUUGAAUUGAAUUUAGAAGAAAAAAUACUAUUAAACAUUUUGCAUAAAAUUGUGAUUACAAUAUUAUUUAAUAACAUCAUUCAUAAUUAUCGUAUAAAAUAGUAUUAGAGGAGUAGAGUGCAUGUAAUACCUAUUUAUACAUAACAUCUAUAUAAAUGUACGCUAUUUUUUAUCGAUAUUGUAAUUUAUACAGCAUCCUUUACAAGAGCGAUCAAGUUUGAUCACCAUACAAAUGCAUUUUGCAUGUUAGAGAAACUUAACGCUUGUUUUAUAUCUUAUUGUAUAAUCACGUUUUUAUUAGAAACAAUGAAUCAUCAAAAUCUUAAA